AUGGAUACUAUUGAUGCUAAUCACAGCGAUUGCCGUGAAGUGGCACGGAAAAUGCUUCUAAAGUGGAAACAAAAAAAAGGAAAAGAAGCAACAGUGGGAAUCCUUCUAAUUGCUCUUGAAGAGAUAGAAAGAAGAGAUGUCGUCGAAAAACUGCUUGGUAUGCAAUCUCCUUUUGUAAAGGAAAUCUCUCAAUACCGGGUUUAUCUAGAUCUAUUUACUUUCAUAACGAAAAAACUGAACACCUAUGUAGGAAAAGAUCUUCGAUCGAAAGUCUUCUGACGAGGCCACUCGAGUCGUGGCCUUGUCAAGGAGGUUUCAUUUUAGACGUAGAUCGCUCUGCGAAAAGGCUUUAAUCAUGCCUGCUGUGCCUUCCUUCUCAAUGGCACUAGGUAUGUGGUGCUGUGUCGUGAAGUCCUUGAACCACCCCCUAGCCCUUCGCGGUUUUCAAAAUGACGGGGAUUGGGACCGAUUUUUUUCUUCUACAAAUCCCAUUCACAUAGUUUACCCAGAAUUAUCAAAUAGUUUAAUAUAUCUUUUCUAGUUGAAAUGCCAACUACAAUAUCUUUGAGAGAAAAGCUUAGGUUUUCACUCAGAAGGUUAGACCACCAAUUGCAAAACCUCUUCCAUAAGGCGCGCACAUAGGAGCAGUCAUAAAAGAGAUGGUAUAAGUCUUCUUUGUAAAUUGUGCAAAAGGAACACUUCUCUGACUCAAUUAACCUUUGUUUGAAUAACUUGGUAUUUUUAAACAGAAUGUUAUCUAAUAAUUUAUACUGAAAAGACCGGAUAGAAGUUUUACUAGCAACGUCAUUGGAUAUUUAGCUUUGUUGGUAAUCGGAAGUGCAUAAAAAUUUUGUGACUCAGCUGAGUAGGGGUCGAAUUCUGUAUUGUUAUAUUUAAAAAUCAUAAGGUUAAAUUUCACCGGUGGGAAAGACGAAACCUUGUCCCUAGGCACAGUCAACCGCAGGGCAGACCGUGUCAAAAAGUUAGAUUCAAACCCUUCAUUCUUAAAGCAUUCCAAAGAACGUACAUUAUCCAAAUUAAAUAAUUGAUCGUUGAACAUAAACGAUUCCACAAUCUGCAUUUUUUUUAAAAUAGAAAAUAGGUUUGUUAUCGAUUUUUAUGUCUUUAUUAUUCCAAAUUACUUAAUGAGCGUAAUUGAUAUCAGAAAAUCAUUUCUAAAACCGCCCACCAGAUAAGUAACUGCCGAUGAAAGCCGUUUAAAUUUAAAUUAAGAUCCUUACAUCAUGAUAAUAUUUUAAGAUCAAAUUCCCUCCAUAUCUUUUUUAAAUAAAAUGCAAAAUGUGAUUUCCAUGGACCAACGCGCUCAUCAAGAACUCGUGGAAUCCAGGACAGCCUUAAGGCCUUUAAUGGGUUUCUAGAUUCGUAAGAUUUAAGCCACCGUUUUGAAGCGAGUUAAUAACGGAGAGUCUUGUCACUUUAUCUUGUCCUUUGCACAAAAACUUAUCUAUCAUCCUCUCCAUCUGUUUAAUAAUUUCUUCUGGAGUUUCCAAUAUUGUAGAAACAUAUACCAGCUUUGGUUUACGAAACGUUUUUAUGAUGGUCACUUUGCCAAACAAGGAUAAACCCCUCAAACCUCAUAGGUGGAUCGUCUUUUGGAUUUCACUUAAUCUUUCAUGAAAGUUGUGUCUUAUGAUUUGCUCAUGUUCACACGAGAAGUGAAUUCCUAACAUUUUUACUCCAGUUCACUGAGUUCUUACUUGCCCCUAUCCACAUCGCUUUAGUUUUUGAGAUAUUCAUUUUCAAACCAGAGCAUUUUUCAGAGUUGUUCAAUAUUUGGAUGAAAAUUUAUAAAGAAGAUAUGUUCGCCAAAAUUGCAGUUGCACCAAAUAAAUAGGGUUAUAGAGGGUCUCCCUGCUUUACACCUCUUUCUAGCUCGAAGGGCUUGGAAAAAGAUCCAUUGCUUAUGAUACGGCUCGAGACAUUCUUAUAGAAAGUUUUAAUCCAUCUUAUCAGGGUGGGACCAAAAUUAAAAACCUCUAGUGAAUGAUAAAUAAAAUCCUAUUCAAUAGAGUCAAAUGCUUUUUCAAAAUCCAUAAAUAGUUGAAUACCAGAUAGCGUAGACGAUUCAGUGUGAUCGAUAAUGUCGAGAAUUAGGCGAGCCACCUCUCCAAUGAAUCUACCCUCGAUAAACCGGAUUAAUUGUGGCGGAUUAUUCUGUUGGCUAUAAACUUAGAAGCAAGCUUGGAGUUAGCAUUGACUGAAGAAAUCGGUGUCCAAUUUUCUAAAUACAUUCGAUCUUUACCUUUUUUAUUAAUUAAUGUGACAAUUGCCUGUUUUUGUGAACUUGACAUUUCUCCAGAGUCAAAAGAGUAGUUAAAAGUAUUCAUCAUGAGCUCACCUACAUAACUCCAAACAGUUUUUUAAAACUCAGCAGGCAUACCGUCAUUCCCAGGAGUCUUUCCUUUUUCAAAAGUAUCCAGUGCUUUAACACUUUCUUCAAUAGUUAUAAGUCCUUCACAACUUAGUCCUCCUUCACAACUUAGUCUUCUAUCUUCCUCAGAUAAUUUUUUUAAUUCUUACAUGACCAAGGAAGUGUUCCAAAAUAUCAGGCUGCACCGUAUUAUCUUUCCUACUAUACAGUUUUUUAUAGUAUUUUAAAGACGAGUCUAGUAUUUUUCCAUAAUUUGUAGUAAUGACUCCACCUAGACAGAGCUUCCUCACAAUAAUUUAAGGUAAUGUUAACGGCUUGAAGAGCCAGUAACCUUAUUACCGUGUACAUCUGCAGAUCAGAGAGACACAAUGGAGAAAGAUCAGGCGAGCCAAAGACGUAGUGGAAUGAAAGUACAACAACGGUAUGACGGUAAGCAUUCAUACUGCGCCACUUAUAUGCUCUUUCAAAGCCGAGUCAACUGAAAUUGGACGAUUAGUGAUAUUUUAGAAACAACUUUUGUUUCUUACUUCAUUUUAUAAGAUAUGAAGCACGACAUUCGUAAGGAAAGUAUACCAAGUGUGUACACACUUAUCAAUCAGUUUAGAAAAGUUACUACCGUUAGGGACUGGGAAUGUCAAACGUUCAUCUUUCUUUAUUUUUCCAAAUUUUUUUUGUUUUAACCCUAACACUAUAAAAUAACAUUCAUUUAAUAUUAAACAUGACAUUUUUGAUGGUAAAUGAACGGGACAGUAGUUCGACUUUUAAUUGAUAAUAGACCACCCUUCCUCACGAUUUAUACUUAUAUUUUAUCGCCGGUCCUAUCGAAUAUUUUCAAUACUUCUAUUACGUCUGGUGUCCACCCGUCAAAAUUUAGAUCUCCAAAAUCACAUCUAUAUUUAAAAGUGAACGGAGGAGACUGAUGCAUCUAAUUACCGACUAAUUUCUCUCUUGUCAAAUUUUAAUAGAAUAUUUUAAAAGCUACUGUAUUACAGAAUGCAGGACUUAAUUGACGAAAAUAAGUUAAUACAUUCCUCAGAUCGUGCGAUCCUUGAUAUUGUCGAAACUUUACAGAACAAUAUGGAUAAGCAUUAUUUUUCGUUAGGCGUUUUCCUUGAUCUAAAAAAAGGCUUUUGAUUUUGUCAAUCACAAAAUACUGCAUGAAAAACUUAAUUUUGAUGAUUUUCGAGGGAUCAUCAACGAGUGGUUUCAGUCGUACUUAACAAAUCGAACGCAAACAACUUAAAUUGGAUCGCACGUAUCAACUAAACUAAUUUCUCCCUGUCGUGUCCCUCAGGGUUCGAUUUUAGGACCACUUCUCUUUUCACUUUAUAUAGUUAACAUUUACCUCUGUUCCAAUAAACUUCAAUUUUUUUUAUUUGCGGGUGACACUAUUAUUCUCUAUAUUUACAAGAACCUCAAGUCUUCAGAACAGACGGUCAAUGCUGAACUGAACAAUUUACAUGACUAGCUAACUACAAAUAAAUUGACUUGAAUACAAAAAAAUCAAAUCUUGUAAUUUUUUCGCCCUGGACAAAAGAAAAUCCGUUAUCGUCCACAAAUGAGUUUAUAGGAUAGUGAAAAAAUUGAAGAUUCAGCUUGGAAUAUAAGAGUUACAUCAAGUAUUUAAGUCUUGUGAUCAAAGAAAAUCUUUCUUGGAAAAACCGUUUGGACUAUGUUAUUACCAAAAUAAGUAUAAAAAUAAGACCGUAAGAAUGAUUGCUAAACUGAGGCACUUUAUUCCAUCAUCUGUACUCAUAAAUAUUUAUAAAUCCUUAAUUUUACCUUAUUUAACUUAUGAACUCGUUGCUUGGGGUAAUGCGUCUGAAUUAUCUAAAUAAAAUUUUUGUUCUCCAAAAGCGAAGAUUACAUCUAAUCUACUUUAUUGAUAGAAAAGACCAUGCACUCCCCUUACUUGGAGAUGCAAAAAUUCUGCCUAUUACCUUCUUAUAUUAUGAUAACAAUUUCAAAAUAUUGUGCAGAUCUCUAUGUGCAUUUGCUUACUUCGAUCAUAAAAUAUCUGAAAUUUCUCAAGCAUUCUAGAACUACAUAUAAAUCUACAUCACUUUGGAUCGAAUGUUGCCGGCGUUGAAUUGCGUGACUUAAAGCAUGGCCUUUUCUGCGUGCAGGUGUGAGCCAGUUGGUACACAACACUCUUUCGAGUUUCAUAGCGUGGUGUGAGGUUCAGGUGUGUAGGUCUGGCUCAAAAGAUUUCUGCACACCGCAAAAGGACAAGAAACACGGGUUCAUAUGUUUUCUCCCUUUUCUUUAUCUGCAUUUUUAUUUUCCUUCUUGCAUUAUCAUACAUGCAUGGUUUUUUUUAUUUCCUCAGCGCGUUCCCUUAGAUUUGGAAGUAGGAGGUGGAAAGUCAAUAUUGACCAGAACUAAAACCCUUCCCACUUCUAAUUGCUUCAAAGAACCCUUGUUAUUUAUUACUUUAUGUCUCAUGCGAAUGUGUUUUCAUUUGCUAUUCAUUGCCAUUAGAACAUGAAAGUAAGUCCCGAUAAGUUUUAUGUUUCCUGAACCGCAAAACACGCGACACCAUGAAUUGAGAAAUCCAAAGCAAUUACACACGAGAAAAUUUACUUUUAGCCCUUUAGCCACAGAAGGCAAAUUCAUGCAAUGAAGCGUUCUAAGACCUUUGUAAUUUAGGGACGUUACAUGGACGAGUAUCUAAUGUGUCGAGGGGUCAAAUGUUUGCACUAAAUCUGUGACCCUAAAACAGAUCACGUACUCGAACAUGUAACGUCCGAAAGAUGUCACGCAUGUACAACCCCGUAGGCGCAUCUGGUGACUUCAGUCGAAAAGAGAAAACUUAUUUACUAUUUGUUUACUUAAGCAAGGUUAUUUACCCUAAAAGUUUUUACUUUCUCAGUUCGUGCGGUGACGCUCACGAGUUUGUUCCGUCAAAAACGAUAUGAAGUCACGUCCACCUCGACAGAAAAAUUAGGCUGACCCUGUCAUAAUCGAUGGUUUGAUACCGUAAUUAUCAGUUAAGUUACAUCACUACGCUUUGAUCACAGCAAUGAAAAAUGUGCGUUUCCUCAUGCUGGCUUCAUUUAUUACCACAUUUGGAAAAAUUUUGUAGUAACAACAUUUGUUUCUUAAUUCAUUUUAUAAAAGACCAAGACACUUUUUCUUGGAGUAGGACAAUACGUUACGAUGCGUUCCCCGAGAGAAAAGAAGGCUUGAUUGUGGAUUAACUGCAAUACUUACAGGAGUGUUUUUAUUUUCUUUCCUUCGGCUAAUUUAGCGUAGUCAGAAACUGGAAGUAACCAAAAUCUAAUGUGAUACAAAACCGAUUCUUACUUAUUUUGCAGCCACCUCUAGUGAUAAACCAUUUGAACAGGCUCCUGUCACUGAAAUCCACAUAUGGUCAAUACGUGUUGCAGUAGGCGCAGAAUGGAGACACCUGGGUGCAGUCUUAGGGCUUGAAUCAGCGUUAAUGGAUAAUAUUGACGCUGAUCACAGCGCGUACCGUGAAAAGGCAUGGAAAGUGCUUCAAAAGUGGAAACAAAAAGAAGGAAAUGGAGCAACAGUGGGAAUUCUUAUAAACGCUCUUGAAGAGAUAGGAAGGAGAGACGUCAUCGAAAAACUGCGUGAUAUGUAAUCUCCUCUUGUAAUGAAAGUCUCUCAAUACCAGGUUUAUCUAGGUCUAUUUACUUUCAUAACGAAAAAACUGAACAUCUAUGUAGGAAAAGAUCUUCGAACGAAAGUCUUCGUGGCCUUGUCAAGGAGGCUUCAUUUUAGAUGUAGAUCGAGUCGCAAAAAUUUUUUAUUGUGCCUGCUGUGCCCUCCCUAUAGGAUGGCCGGAGGGGCUAUGUGGUACUGUGUCGUAUAAGUCCGUAAACUUCCCCCAAGCCGUCGCAGUUUCCAAAAUGGUGGAGCAUCAUGAGACACUCAUAACGUCUCUUGUGACUCGUCCUGGUUCAGCUUCGACACUAGCCAUCAUUGAACAAAUCUGAUCGGGUUUCUUCGGAUUAAUUUUUGGUUUUUUUGGAUUUAGCUCGAUGUUUGUUCAAGGUUUCAUCUCUGCAUCUCGACAUCCUUAUCGAUUUGAACUUAAAAGAUAUGUCGUCAAACGUUCUCACAUAUGCGUUUUACUCUGAACACUUCAAACACAUCCUUUUAGGAAGAAUGUAAAUUGAAAGGCAAAAAAAGGGAAAAGAAAAGAAAAGACAACAAAAAGACAACAAAAGGUUGAUGCAGUUAGGUCUCGAACCUUAAGCUCAUACUUUCGGACGAGAAAGGAGUUGGUACAUCUAUCGUGUUGAGGAAGAAUAGCGUGCAAAAGUUGGUGAAGUUUUGUGUUAAAAUUCAUUUGACGCACAUUUAAUGCAUGAACCUAUUCAAUUAAUUUCCUUCCCUCGGCAUUUCAAUUUACUAGUGUACAAAAUAUGUUCUAGCCAAGUCCUCCUUUUGUCGCAACUUUGGCAUGUGUCAAAAGACAAAAUUGGCAUCCAGCAAGAAUUUUCAUUGUAGGUGAUUUUUGACUUAUUUGAACGUGAAAAUAAAUGGAAAUAAUAUAUUAGCAUAAGCCAUUCAGUGAACAUUGUAGUAAGCAGUUGAUCAUUUCUUAUUCCUUUUGGCGGUCCCAUCUUACAGGUAGAGUUUGGUCACCUUUUUCCUUAUUAUGAUCGUGAAUUUGACAUGGUGACAGAUGUUUUUGCGUAAACUGCGGUUUGCGGCUAGAUAUCAGUAUAUUUCCAUUAUGUUGCUAAAAGAUGAUUAAUUACUAAGAAAAUGACGCUACCUUAAAAAAAGGGGUUCCCGUGCAGGAAUUUCCUGGAAACAACCCUCCUUUAUACUUUUAACCAUUUCAUGCUCUCGUUUUUAGGCUAAAUCCAUGUCGAAUUCCCGAUCCGGAAAAUACUUUUUAAAUCUGAAUUUAACACGUUCGACACCUCUUUUUCUUAGAGGUGACUUAAGGUGUAAACAUGUAGUACUUUUCAUCUUCCGCACUGAAUUUGUAAUCAGAUAACUUACACGGCUAGCACGUAGCUCUUUUAGGGGCGGUACCCUGGGUACACCUUUUUUCUCUGAAUUUUCAGUUUAUUCUGCCGUUAUGUAACAGUCUUCAAGGACUAUUUCCUCUUAAGAUAUCUUUUCAAGUAUGAAUAUAAUUCUGUUGGUAAGUUUAUUAUAAUUUUUAUAUUUUCAAUCUUGUUUUUGUUUCGCUCGACCUUGACCGUAGGACUAAGAAAUUUAAGUUAGAAAGACAUUUUGUAAAGUGUAAACAUCGCGAAGGUAUCUACUUAGUAUGUGAACUCCGCUCUGCGUAGUUUAGCGUGAUUCACUAGUUAAGUGUAAAAACAUGACGAAGGUUAGAGAUUGACAGCUCAGUAAGCGUCACCUUUAUAAGCGGCGACCCCACACUUUUCUUAGAGAGAUCAGAGCUAGUCCCCGUUGUAAUAACUUGAGUAGUUAGAGUGAAUAAAGAAAAAGACAAC
Molecule: messenger RNA, 7839 nt
Organism: Pocillopora meandrina
Lineage: Eukaryota; Metazoa; Cnidaria; Anthozoa; Scleractinia; Pocilloporidae
Source: the annotation of a GenBank genome assembly